GCGCCAACACGCGCUUUCCUGUCUGCCGCACGUCCAUUAAUGGGCCGCGCCUUCAUAGCAAUACAGUUCGGCACGAUAACAAACAGGCCCAUGACAUGGCUGUCGCAACACCCUUCCGGCCCAUUUAUAGUUGGGCCGUUGGUCGCUCAACUCAAUCCCCUUCCGGCCCAAAGCAUUGCCCCCGUCCCCUCGGAGAGAUUUGCACUUGCUUCCUUCCUUCCUUCCUCCAAAUCUCCAAUUCCCCAUUCGCGAUUCAGAAGAAGAGUUCUCCUAGUUCCAGCUUCCAAGUCAAGGGCAAGGCGAGCAGCCAGCCAUCCCGCGAAGGCGACUCGAUCCGGCGACAUGGUUUGCCUCGCGUGCUUGCUUCCCCUCUUCUUGAUCCCCGUCGUCAACGCCCUCCCCUUGCUCUUCCACCUCAUCCUCAGCAAGAUUUAUCGACUAUUUGGAUGGGAAUACAGGAGGCCUGAAAGAGCCCCGCCUGCUUGCCCGUUUAAGCCUGCGGCAAAGAACAAUGAAGGUGCAAGUGAAUCAAAACCUCUAGUUGAACCCCAAAGCGCUAGUACUACUACUACCACAGCAGAAGAUAAGAAAGAGGAUUAAUGUUGUCGAGCAGCGGCGAACGUUUCAAACAACAGUGUUAAUGUUUGUGACCGUAGCUAUUAAGAAAUAAUUGUUAUAUGAAUGAAUAUACUCCCCACAUAUGUUUGGGCAGUGAUUGUUGAUUCCCCCUUCCAUCAUGUACCAAAACGUUGGUGGUAGUGGGCACACUGCUAACUGCAUGCUAGCAAUCGUAAACUGCUACACCUUUCCAUUACUCUGAUGCUGUGAAUGCUCAAAAGAACAUGGUCUGAUUGCACAAUUGAAAUACUGCUUA
Messenger RNA from Oryza sativa Japonica Group (Japanese rice), 874 nucleotides. RefSeq lists its product as uncharacterized. NCBI's taxonomy places the organism in Eukaryota, Viridiplantae, Streptophyta, Magnoliopsida, Poales, Poaceae. The record is from RefSeq and is a predicted model, not a curated record.